Molecule: messenger RNA, 618 nt
Organism: Phytomonas sp. Hart1
Lineage: Eukaryota; Euglenozoa; Kinetoplastea; Trypanosomatida; Trypanosomatidae
Source: the annotation of a GenBank genome assembly
AUGGACGCGGUAGAGCAGCAGCGCGCCGUUCACGCGCUCGACCGAGGACAUCACCUCCUCCUGAGAUUGGGGCUCCUCGGUGAAGACCGGGGCCUGCUGGAGCACCUUCACCGCCUUUUCCCCAUGCCCGAGACGCCAAUAAAGCAUCGCGAGGUCCGACCGGACGGCGAAAAGCGUCGGAUCGGCCCCCAGCGCGUUCGAGUAAUACUGCACCGCCUUCUCGUAGUCGUGGGUGGAGACGAGGACGCGGCCGAUGCGCACGGCGAGCUCGCUAUUCUCCGGAUCCAUCGCCUUGGCCUUUUCGUACGCCGUGAUGGCCUUUUCCGGGUCCUGCAGGUUCAAAUAGGCCUCCCCGAGCUCCACGUAGCCCGCCGGGGAGGGCCGCUCCUUGACAAUUUCCUCAAAACAUUGGAUAUACCGCGCGGUGUCGUGCUUUUGGCCGAGAUAGAGUUUUGCCAUCUGCACCCGGGUGGCGAUGAAAAAGGCAUUCGAGGAGGGGACCUGGCGGAGAAGUUCGAGGCUUUUGUCGACGUUCGUCCGCGCGAUCAGCAGCGACUGCGCGAUGGUGAUGCGCCCGCUUUGGUUCGUGCUGUUAAACGCCACAGAGGCCUCAUUUAA